Bradysia coprophila is the source of this 1773-nucleotide messenger RNA. RefSeq names its product Zinc/iron regulated transporter-related protein 48C (gene Zip48C). Gene Ontology annotation, cellular component: membrane. Gene Ontology annotation, biological process: zinc ion transmembrane transport. Gene Ontology annotation, molecular function: zinc ion transmembrane transporter activity. NCBI's taxonomy places the organism in Eukaryota, Metazoa, Arthropoda, Insecta, Diptera, Sciaridae. The record is from RefSeq and is a predicted model, not a curated record.
CAAACGUCACUGAUUAAUUUCGAUUCGUCUUUGCUUGUGGUUUGCUGUAAACAUUGUUCGUCGAUAUGAAUAUUCUGUGUAAUUUUGACAUAGCAAAAUGAUAGCAAAUUAAAUUCUUAAUUUUUAUCGUCAAAAGUUUUUUUUUCUGUUGUUGUCAUUUAAAAGUGUACAGUUAAUUGAACCGAAAAGUGUUAAUAUAUAACUUUCGGUAUGUAAGUAUCCUAUCCUAUGAAAUAUACGUGUCUAUCGUCUGUCAAACAUAUUCGUGUGUGAUUUUAAAUCGAAAAUGAUUCAGGGAUAUGGACCAGUAACACAGGCACUAUUGGGUACGUUAUUAACAUGGGGACUAACGGCAGCCGGUUCUGCUAUGGUGAUAUUCUUGCGAGGUAAUCAGCGUAAAUCUCUUGAUAUCGCCCUCGGAUUUGCCGCCGGUGUAAUGAUUGCAGCAUCAUUUUGGUCGCUAUUGGCACCGGCAAUUGAAUUAGCUGAAAGUUCCGGAACAUAUGGUGCUAAGGGAGAAUACGCUUUCAUACCCGUAGCUGGCGGUUUCUUAUUGGGAUCAAUAUUUGUAUUCGGAACAGACAAAAUCAUUUCUUAUUUGGGCAUCAACAGUCCACAUAUGAUGAUUGCAUUGACACAUUCAAGCAAAGACAAGGUUGACAUUGCUAUUGACGACACCGAAAGUAAUCUGGAAUACCAGAAGCGUACUCAGUAUUCUAGUGUGUCGAAUGGUAACGGAGAGUCGACCACAAUCGGAAUGGACAGUUUUGCUGAUUGCCUGAACGUUCAGCACGGAGUGUCCACGUCAAGAAGGAGAAGGAAGAAUAGCGAUAGCAAAGAACAGGUAAAUUCGGCCGGAAUGCAUCCGAAUAAGCAGCAGAAAUUAAUUGGUUUUGAUUCAAAGGCCACAUAUUCAGCAAGUCAACAAGCUUUAAAUCAUCAAAACGCCCUUGCUCAGUGGAAACGAAUUAUUCUGCUAGUGAUUGCCAUCACAGUGCACAAUAUUCCCGAGGGUCUGGCAGUUGGGGUCAGUUUCGGUGCGAUUGGAAACACUGAAUCUGCGACGUUUGAGUCGGCAAGAAAUCUGGCUAUUGGCAUUGGAAUUCAAAAUUUUCCAGAAGGACUAGCUGUUAGUCUGCCCUUGCAUGCGGCCGGUUUCAGUAUGCUGAAAAGUUUCUGGUAUGGUCAAUUAUCGGGCAUGGUCGAACCGGUAUUCGGUGUUCUUGGUGCUGUGGCUGUAACGGUUGCUUCAAUAAUAUUACCGUAUGCAUUAUCGUUUGCUGCUGGUGCUAUGAUCUACAUUGUUGCUGAUGAUAUUUUACCGGAAGCUCAUACCAGUGGUAAUGGACAGUUGGCGACAUGGGGGACGAUUGUCGGUUUUAUCGUUAUGAUGUGUUUGGAUGUUGGAUUGGGCUAAUUUUUGUCGACAAAUGAAUUUUAUGCAAUAAAAAGAAGCGGAAGUUUCAGCCACUUCAAACUUAAUUUUUUUUUUUUACAAAUUUUAUUUUGAGUUUAACUUAUAAUAUUCAUAGGAUUCAUAGUUUUCGGUUUGCAAAAUGAACUUAAAAAGCUGUUAAUCGUAUGGACUCUGAAUAAAAUUAUAAUUCUGCGUAUUAUAGUUCAUAUACUACGCAGUACCUAGUUCUGUAAAUCUAAUUGUAUGUACGAGCGAAUUCAUUAGAAUUAAACCAAAAUUCUUAUCAGAAAUUACAGAUUGUGAUCUUAGUUUAGUGUUAUGGACGGUUACAAACAGAGCACAAACAGAUGAAGAAA